UCCAACAAAAAUGGCUCGCCUUCGAAGUUCAUUGUUCCCGUGGCCGGCUGCCGUGCUCGCGGUCGCGGUUGUCGUCGCCGCUAGCUCGAUGCAUAUUCCGGAAGAUAUGGAAAUUCUAGAGGGUUAUGAUUUGGAAUCGGCCGGUACGGAAAUAAAUCCGGAGGACGAUUUCUACGAGCAGCGCAGUUUGCUGGAACCGUUCUUUUAUCGAGCGAUUCGAGACAAGCGGGAAAUUCCCUACCGGGUUUUGGAAUCGCCCGGGCUGAAAAGUCACUUUAGACAACGUUAUGACGGUGAUUGGUACGAGAAACAGGGUCGUCAUAUCAAAAGGAGAAAUCGACGUAGUAUUGAGGUGGAAAGUUCUAGCACUACGGAGGACCCGAAAUCUAGUGAAGAGCCGCCGAAGGCGGAGAAGCAAACGUUGCAUCAGCGAACCAUAGAAGCUUGGGCGAAAACGCCUUACCAGCUUAAGCAACCGAUUGAUGAAGAACUGGAUUCGGAGGCGGAGGCUUCAAUGAUGAGCGAGGGUAUUAAAGCUCGCGCCCCAAGGGUUAAUUUUAUCACGCAGAAAAAAACAUUGACCGAUUCCUCGGAAUCUCGUGAGGAUAAAGACAAAAUUAUUCCCGAGAUAUACCGGAAACCACUGGCUAGACUAUAUUACGAGUAUCCGACUUUACCGAGGUUUUACGACUCCUUUCCAGCGCAUUCUCAAUCACCAAUGUAUCCGAAAAUCUACAACAAAUACGAUGAAUAUCAUCGGGAUAUGAUGGAUCGGAUGCAUCCGCCAGCUCCGCACCGUUUUGAUACUUACUAUCAGCGCAGAUAUGACACCGAUUACGAUACCUAUUUUCCUCGGUACACUUUCCCCAACUAUUAUUACUACCCGGACAAGCGAUUUGACGUUCCCUCGUAUUACCGCGAUCGCAACUAUUUGUUGACGAACGACGUCAUGGACGUACCGUCGGUUCCACCUCAGUCGGUUUACAAGUUCCCCAGAAGGAAUCGUCGAAUCAUCUAUUAUGCCACCCUUCCGGAGAUCGUCCGAACUCCACCGAACGUAGACCUGCGCUAUCGCAAUUACAACAAAUUCAACAAUCGUUUCGAUCCAUUCUACCCAACGAAAUCGCCAUUGAGUUCGUAUAAAGCGUCCACCUCGAAGUACGACGAUCGGAACUCGGGCGAUCGCAAGGAGGACAAGUACGUGAGUUCUACUCCGAUCAAAAUAAUUCGAGAAAUCACCGCCCAGCAGGAAUCGCCGGGAACCGGAGGUUCCGCUAUCCGUCGGCAGUACUCGAUGAGUGGUAGAUCGGCCGGUGGUUAUCAGGAUGGUGCCCAGCACGAGCAGGAUCGAUCGUACUUCGGCCGACAUCAUUAG
Sabethes cyaneus is the source of this 1375-nucleotide messenger RNA. RefSeq lists its product as uncharacterized. Lineage: Eukaryota; Metazoa; Arthropoda; Insecta; Diptera; Culicidae. The transcript has a single exon. Bases 11 to 1375 code for a protein of 454 amino acids. The record is from RefSeq and is a predicted model, not a curated record.